Cryptococcus wingfieldii CBS 7118 is the source of this 534-nucleotide messenger RNA. RefSeq lists its product as hypothetical. The transcript has 2 exons. The record is from RefSeq and is a predicted model, not a curated record. NCBI's taxonomy places the organism in Eukaryota, Fungi, Basidiomycota, Tremellomycetes, Tremellales, Cryptococcaceae. Bases 1 to 534 code for a protein of 177 amino acids.
AUGUCCUCUACACCCUCGCCAUCUGUUCCUUCUAGCUUCCGCUCCCGUCGUCCUGCUCCUCUCGAAGCAGAGCGUCGCUACUCCGGUCCACCUCUUUCCCAGUCAACGGUCGCCGGAGAUGAGCCAUAUGGAAACCGAGACAUUGAACCGACCCAAUCUUCAGGGAAUGACCUGCCGUCAACCGCUGUGUCGGGAGCAAGUGGUGCCUCUGCAACGAGCAGCGUAUUCUUCCCAGGAGGACUGCCCCUACCAGCGGUCAAGGGUGUGAUUACUGGCAUCGAGUCUCCGAGACAUGGUCGAGGAUCCCCUUCUAUAGGCAGUCGCAGAGAGAUCCCUGUUUCACCUCACAGUCCAACCACCACCUCCUCUCUCACUGUACGAGGUCAAUCCGUGACCGACAUGGAAACGCCGCAAAGACCUCAACCGUCUGCUCCUGUAAUCCCCUUCCGGGGCGAUCCCACGGUCAAGAGCACUUUGGCGGGUCUGAAGAUGGACGGGAAGAAUGAGAUUUGUCGGUUGUUUGGAGUCGCGUAG